Acanthamoeba castellanii str. Neff is the source of this 1626-nucleotide messenger RNA. RefSeq names its product ribosome biogenesis pescadillolike protein. Gene Ontology annotation, biological process: ribosome biogenesis; maturation of LSU-rRNA from tricistronic rRNA transcript (SSU-rRNA, 5.8S rRNA, LSU-rRNA). Gene Ontology annotation, molecular function: RNA binding. Gene Ontology annotation, cellular component: nucleolus; PeBoW complex. The record is from RefSeq and is a predicted model, not a curated record. NCBI's taxonomy places the organism in Eukaryota, Discosea, Longamoebia, Acanthamoebidae. Bases 1 to 1626 code for a protein of 541 amino acids. The transcript has 8 exons.
AUGGGUAUCGGCAAGAAGAAAGGAAAGAGUGGCAUUGCCACGCAGUAUGUCACCCGCGUGCGGGCCAUGAAGAAGCUGCAAGUGAGCCUGCAGGACUUUCGUAAAUUGUGCAUCUUGAAGGGCGUAUUCCCCCGUGACCCUCCCAGCACGAAGAAGCUCAAGGGCAAGUCCAAGACGUACUACCUCAAGAAGGACAUCUUGUUCCUCAUGCACGACCCGCUGUUGAUCAAAUUUCGUGAGAAGCGGGCCUUCUCCAAGAAGAUCGGCCGGGCCAAGGGUCGCAAGGACAAGUACACCCUGAAGCGCCUCCGCAAUGCCCUCCCCACCUACCAACUCGACCACGUCGUGCGCGAAAGGUACCCGACGUUCGUGGACGCGUUGAGGGACCUGGACGACGCUCUGAGCCUGGUGUACCUGUGGGCCACGCUUCCGCCGUCGCAAAAGAUCCAUGCCAGUCGCGUGCGUAACUGCAAGCGGCUCGCCAAGGAGUUCCAGCACUUUGUCACCGUGUCCCACAGCCUCCGCAAGUCCUUCCUCUCCAUCAAGGGCAUCUACUACCAGGCCGAGGUGCAGGGCCAGCCGCUCACCUGGCUCGUCCCCUACCGCUUCAGCAACUACGUGCCCAAAGACGUGGACUACAGGGUGAUGAUCACCUUCCUGGAGUUCUACGAGACCCUGCUGGGCUUCGUGCUCUUCCGCCUCUAUUCCGGAUUGGGUCUUCACUAUCCCCCCGUGGCCGACCCUGCCACCGGGGCUUUUCCGCUCCCGACGGCCACCAACGAAACCUCUCCCGAGGAAAGGGAGGAGGCAGACGACACCUACACGGAAGAGAACACGGCCGCCAAGCUGGAGAGCGAGGCGCGGGGCGCGAGUGCCACAGAGCCCACGGCGCAGCAGAGCGCCUACAACGACCAGCACGGGAAGCUGUUCGCCGGGCUGCAUUUUUGGGCAUCUCGCGAGACACCGAGGGAGUCUCUCGAGUUCGUGGUCAAGAGCUUUGGUGGUCGCAUCUCCUAUGAGCGAGAGGACGAGCGGCCCGGUAGCGAGGACCAGAGCGACGCGAGCAUUACCCACGAGAUAGUGGACCGACCGCCUGAGCAGCUGAAAACGUUCGCGAACAGGGAGUACGUGCAGCCGCAGUGGGUCUUUGAUAGUGCCAACAUGUGCCUGCUCCUUCCCGUGCACGAAUACGCUCCCGGAACCACAUUGCCAGCUCACCUGUCGCCCUUCGUGAACGAUGAAAUCGAAGGCUACGUACCAGCCCGUCGCGAACAGCUGCUUGCCCUCAAAGCACAGGCCCCCAUCGUCUCCGCCUCCGGAGGAGACUCUUCACAACGGCCGCUUAGCGAGGAAGAACAAUUGCGUGCGAUGGAGGAGGAGUACAGGGCCAGCCUGCAACGUGAAAAGAAGGCGGAUGUGCCCACCGAUGAGGAGCUGGCCAAGGUUCGGGCCAAGAGGAGGCUGCCCGACACCACCGCCAAAGAGGAGGAGGAGGCUCGGUUCAUGCUCCUCUCCAAGAAGAAGAGGAAGAUGUGGGUUGGCUACAAGAAGGCCAAGACCCGAGAGGCUACGCGUACCCGCCGCCUCCAGGAGAAGAGAGCCCACAUUGAGAGUUCCACACAGUAA